Messenger RNA from Cylindrotheca closterium, 1278 nucleotides. The record is from the annotation of a GenBank genome assembly. NCBI's taxonomy places the organism in Eukaryota, Bacillariophyta, Bacillariophyceae, Bacillariales, Bacillariaceae.
AUGAGUGUUGCAGUGUGGGAAAAUGAACUCCGACUUUUGUCGGAUUUGGUCGAUCAUCCGAGUGAAGGAACCAACGAUUGGUGGGAACUCGUCGAUGAAACCGCAAGUAGCGCUGACCCACUUUGGCAGCAAGGUCAAGAUCGAUGGUACCAACAAGACUACCUAGUCGCCAUGCAAGCCUUUCAACAGUCCCUAGUGCCACUCGAUCUGGCGUGGGAUGAGCACCAGAACCAGUUUUUGGACAACAGCGAAUCAUCUGCUGACAGCUUCAAUGAUUACCAUGAUGCGAGCGAAGCUCGAGAUCGUGCCGUGCAACUGGCACAUCGGCUGGUCUUUUGCUCAUAUUGCGAAUCGGAUGGCAACCAAGUCAAACAAGCACGAAAGCACUUGAUCAUGGGAUUGUACUUAUUGCUGUCCAAUCGAAAUAUGAGAACAAAAGCUAAUUCGAAAGAAACGACUCUGCUUAAUGAUGCUUGGAUGGAACUUAUGCUCAGCUUUGAGGAAGACCCAGCCUGUCGUAUUCUGGCGCGAGAUGUGGCGGAAAUGGCCAUCAAAAGUAGCAAAGGCAGAGGUGUAGGCAACUGUGGUUGGCAUCAUAAGAUGCAACGGCCUGGAUAUAUGGUGCCUGGUCUCAAAGGAACUCCUUACAUUUCCGGGGAGAACCAACCAGCCUGGUGCAAGACUCUGGAAGACCACUGGGAAAUCAUUCUAGAUGAAUAUGAUGAUAUUGUCAAAAGCAAAACACUGUCCGUGGUGGGAGCGGGAGAUCGUGGCUCGGGCCAAGAUGAUCACCGAGUGGUAGGUGCUGGAAGCAAGUGGACCGAAUACGUCUUGUUUGGCACUGGAUCUUCCACCGGAGAUGCGCCAGCCACCAAAGCGCUGCUCGAACAACACCUUCCAGACGCUGUCUCUCUUGCACAGGAAGGAGGAGGUGAGAUUAUCUUUAGUCGAUUGGCUCCCGGAUCCCACAUCCAAUCGCACUGUGGGCCCACCAACAUUCGUUGGACAGGUCACUUGGGUUUGAUUGUUCCUGAAUCUGCAGAGAGUUGCAAGAUUCGAGUCGGCGAUCAGUGGCAUUCCUGGCAAGAAGGAAAGAUACUUCUCUUUGACGAUUCCUUUGAACACGAAGUCCGAAAUGACUCGGAGCAGGAACGAGUUGUCUUGCUAAUACGGUUGUGGCACCCUGAUCUAAAGACUAAUCAGCGAAGUAGUGCACUAGAAGCUGCUAGGACCAAGAAGGACAAGGCUGUUGAAAAACGGUACGCUCCUCCCUUCUAG